GGCCCUAACCUUCUUGGAAAUGGAAAAAAAAAUGGUCAGAACCAUCUGCAUGACCUGUAGUCACUAUUCUGGCUUGGAGCAGGCCCUGUUAUGCCUAACCUGUAUUCUGCAUAACACUGUUUAUCCGUAUGCAUGCGGCAAUGGCAGUGGCAGUUGUCCGACCGUGAUCAAGGAAGGCCCGGCAAUGGUGGUGAAUUCACAUUUGGACCGGAAUGUCUGGCCUUUUCUGUCGCAUCCUCCCUUUGCGCCUGUGCUGGUUUGGCUUUUUACCCAUGCUUGUUCGUCGGAACUCGCAAACACUGGAAGCAAGAGCAAGUGCUCGUUUCUUGAGGAAGGCAGGCUCUGGCUGGCUCGACCCCCCACGGUUUCACUGCUGGGUGGGACCCGCGCACCCGCCGCGGUGGUGAUCGCCCUCGUCCCCUGAAAUGACGCACGCCAUUUGUUGCUGUUGCAGUCCGGCUUCACUUCCUCUGCAAUCUUUCUCCUCCUCCUCCCCCCUUCUUCGUCACUGUUCACUCCAUCUCCAUUAUCCUCCUCCUCAAACGCCCGUGCGCCGCCGACCCGCCGUUCCUGUUCACCCAGACUUUGGAUUGGUAUAAGGCACUUCAGUUUGGGAUCAUGUGGUUCAAGUAAUAUUGCUUACAAGAUGAUCAAGGGAACCGCAGGCCACCAUAACCACCCCAUCGGUGCAGUUCCAUUCGAGGCAUUUCAUAACGGAUCAUGGCAUGGAGUUAAUUCUAUAAGGAUACGGAAUGGCAGCCUCUUUGUGAAAUUUGUCCACUCUGGAUCUGCUGUCGAGCAUAACAUUGAUGGGGACUAUCUGCGCUUACAUUCCAGAAAAGCAACUUGCUUAGAUUGCUCACAUGUUCUCAGGCCAGGUGCAGAUGUCUGUGUAAAGCAAGCAAGUUCCAGAGAAGAAACAAAAUCUUCUGUACCAUUGUAUCGUGAUGCAAGGCUCAUCAAAAUCAAGAAAAAACAUCACACAGACCACUGCCUCUGCUUAUUUACUGUUAUUUUCUACAAAGACCAGUGCCCUGGCAGUAAAGGAAAAGUGACAACUGGUACAAUAGCCAAGGUAGUGACAGCGGGUGAUGUUUUCAUCUUGCAAAAGCUCCAUUCUGGGGAGCUGCAGGAUGGCAGCGUGCAAUGGAGUUCGGCAGAGGAUUGCCUCCAUCAUAAUAGAAGCAAGCUGUUAAGUGCAAGAUUCUCCACAGAAGUUACACACCUGGUAGUUUUGUCUAGCCUGAGGGGAAUGGAAUUCAACAUCAAGGUGGUAGAAGGUAAGAUCAUUUAUCAAAUCAUCAAAGGAGAUCAAGAGCGGUAUAGUGAUGAUUCCAUGAGCAUACCUCCAGGUUUUGGCAAGAGCAUGGACAUAAUAUCAUUCAAACCACGUGAUGAGGCUUUACGUCCAAGGAUCAUAACAGUUCAAGUCACUCAGGUUAAGAAGCACAAUUUCACAGAAGACAUGUGUACCACUGUGAUGGAUGAAUUGGAUAGUGCACAAGAUGUUGAAGUCUUGUACGAGCAUGUGGACUUGAGACGUUCAAAGCGUAUGAAAACUCAGCCAGACCGCUUUACUUGUUACGAUGCACCUAAUUUCAAUCGAACCUACAAGAAGAAAGAGGGAAACGCAUCAUCAACCAAGAAUGAGAAUUCACAGAGUGAUUCGAGUUGGGAUUCACCAGUUCAGGGAGAAUCAAGUGAUGAAGAGGUGCUAGGAAAUCCUUGGGUGAAGCAAACAGUUUUCGGGCCUUUCAUGGUCAAGGAAGACCCAAGUUCCAUGGAAGUCCAGCGCAAGAACCCAAUGAAAAGAACUAAAUGCUCUUUUCCUGUAAAGGAAAAACCAACCUGCGUGGAAAUAGAGAAGAAUGCAGCUGAGCAAAGGAGCCCGGAUUCCCACAUUCCACAUACACCUGCGAAGAACAAGGAGAAGAACAGUCGUCCACCUUUAUCAUUUCGAUUGAAGCCAUUUACUUCAUCUCACAGCCAAGGUGGCAAUAGUGAACCAGCAUUCUGCCAAAAGAGGGGUAGGAAAAGAAAGAAACACAUGCGUGAAAGAGAAUACAAGGAAAUGAUAGACCAAUGCAUUGGAAAUAUCCAGUAUGAAAUGGAGAGAGAUUCUGACUUUAAGCUAGAUGUACAGAUAAUGAACUGUAACGGACAUGCUUACCAAGAAGGGGAUUUUACAUGGCCGCCUUCCACUGAUAGUCAAGAGGAGAAGGAUGAGUUUGAAGAACUGUGGAAAGAAAUGGACUAUGCAUUGGCCUCAAUAGCACUUCUUGAGCAAAAGCAGAUGCAAGAUUCAGAAGCCACUCGUGAGAGCAAUACUGAUCUAGGAAAAGGAGAACACUGUCAUCAUGACUGCAUACUGGAUGAACAGCUUGGUCUAACCUGCAGGUUGUGCAACGUCGUGUGCACUGAGGCAAAGGAUAUCUUUCCACCAAUGUUCGCUGGUAAGGACUAUGAGAGGUCUGGACGGAGCGGAUUUUGUCAAGAUGAUCAUGUGCUUGACUCUUCUUUUCUUGAGAUCUGCGCACCAGAAUUCUCCAAAUUUAAGGGAUCUGGGAAUGUGUGGGCUUCAAUCACUGAUCUUGAACCAAAGUUACAUGCUCAUCAAAGAAAAGCAUUUGAAUUUAUAUGGAAAAACUUGGCAGGCUCAUUACAGCUUGAAGAAAUGGAUGAUUCAACAGCGAGUAGAGGUGGCUGUGUGGUUGCACAUACUCCCGGAGCGGGUAAAACACUGUUGCUGAUCUCAUUUCUUGUCAGUUACUUGAAAGUUCACCCAAGAAGCCGACCAUUGGUGCUUACUCCAAAAGCUGCAAUCCAUACAUGGAGGAGAGAGUUUGAGACAUGGGGCAUUUCGCUUCCUUUACAUGUGCUCCACUACUCUAACGGAAGGGGAAAAGCAAUGGGGACUCUUAGUUCAAAAACACAGGCGAUUUUGAAGAAUUUCCACCAACCAUCCUUGAAAAUGAUGCGGAUGAUGGAUAGUCUGGACAAAUUGUGCAAGUGGCAUGAGAGUCCAAGCAUUCUUCUCAUGACAUAUCCAUCUUUCUUAGCACUUACAAAAGAAGACACAAAACUGCAGCAUCGGGCGUUCAUGGCGAAAGUUCUGAUGAACAACCCUGGGCUAUUGAUCCUCGAUGAAGGGCACAACCCAAGAAGCAACAAAUCAAAGUUGAGAAAGCUACUGAUGAAGGUGAAGACUGAAUUUAGAAUUCUCUUGUCUGGUACAGUCUUCCAGAACAACUUCGAAGAGUAUUUCAACACCUUAUCUUUGGCCAGACCUCGUUUUGUCAGUGAUGUUAUGACGGCGCUAGUUCCAGAAGCGGAAAGGGAAACACGGAACAGGACUGGUAAACAUCAAGAAGCAGUGGCAAGGCGCAUUUUUGUGGAAAAAGUGGGGCAAAAGAUUGAGUCUAGUAGCAUGCAUGACAGAGUGGAUGGCAUCUCAUUGUUAAACAAGCUUACUUGUGGGUUCAUCGAUAUAUUUGAAGGGACAAAAGAAAACAAUCUUCCAGGGAUACGUGUGUAUACCCUUUUCAUGAAACCCACUGACAUCCAGGAAGAGGUGCUAGCAAAAGUAACAAUGCCCGUACCGGGCAUUGCCCGUUAUCCUCUGGAGGUUGAGCUGCUCAUCACAAUUGCUUCUAUCCAUCCUUGGCUUAUAAAAACAACCAAGUGUGCUAGCACUUACUUUACCCCAAAAGAAGUAGCUAGAGUUGAGAAGUACAAGCAGAAGUACACUGUUGGUUGCAAGACAAAAUUUGUGAUUGAUCUUCUGCACAAGUCCUCAUUCAGAGGGGAGAGGGUGCUGAUAUUUUGUCACAAUGUAUCCCCGAUAAACUUUCUUGUCAAGCUGAUAGAGAUUGUGUUUGGAUGGCGUCUUGGGGAGGAAGUCCUGGUGUUGCAAGGUGAUCAAGAGCUCCCUGUGCGCUCGGAUGUCAUGGAUAAAUUCAAUGGUGAUAGAAAGGGGAAGAGGAAGGUGCUGAUUGCUUCAACAACAGCCUGUGCCGAGGGUAUCAGUCUGACCGGUGCAUCAAGACUAGUGAUGCUGGAUUCAGAGUGGAACCAUUCAAAGACAAUGCAAGCUAUAGCAAGGGCAUUCCGGCCUGGGCAGGAGAGAAUGGUAUAUGUCUACCUUCUUGUGGCAUCUGGGACAUGGGAGGAAGAUAAAUACAACAGCAACAGGAGGAAAGCUCGGAUUGCAAAAAUGGUCUUCCUUGGACGUUAUGUUGACGAACCAUUGCAAAACAAUGUGACUGAAAUCGAUGAUGAAGUUCUGAAGGAGCUUGCUGAUGAAGAUCAGACCAAAGCUUUCCAUAAAGUAGUGAAGCAGGACUGAGAAAUGCUACUAGAGUAAUAUCUACCAUGUCCCUCUCAUGCUUAGAAAACUUGCAUUUUGCUGAUAUGGAAAAGGAUCACGUAUUUAGUCUAGUGAUUUUAGCUGGGGAAAAUCUAGAGAUCCUUUUCGUUACGACUCAAAGGUGAAGAUCUUAGAUUUUUAUGUUAUUUUAAGUCCUAAUGAACAUGCUUGCCUGUAUGAGGUGACCGUUUGAUGGAUGACAAUCGUUGCAAAUAUACCACCGAAUUGGGAACUCAGAAGCCACAUUCUGCUGGCUUUGUUUGGUAUUGUACAAAGUUUGCCUCGAGCGGCCGCUGGCA
Molecule: messenger RNA, 4665 nt
Organism: Setaria italica (foxtail millet)
Lineage: Eukaryota; Viridiplantae; Streptophyta; Magnoliopsida; Poales; Poaceae
Product: SNF2 domain-containing protein CLASSY 2
Exons: 6
Coding region: 647-4345 (1232 amino acids)
Biological process (GO): gene silencing by siRNA-directed DNA methylation
Molecular function (GO): chromatin binding; ATP-dependent chromatin remodeler activity; ATP binding
Source: RefSeq, a predicted model, not a curated record